This is a messenger RNA of Lates calcarifer (barramundi perch), 3901 nucleotides long. Its product is annotated as protein kinase C and casein kinase substrate in neurons protein 3. Gene Ontology annotation, biological process: plasma membrane tubulation; cytoskeleton organization; regulation of endocytosis. Gene Ontology annotation, molecular function: protein binding; phospholipid binding. NCBI's taxonomy places the organism in Eukaryota, Metazoa, Chordata, Actinopteri, Centropomidae. The record is from RefSeq and is a predicted model, not a curated record. Gene Ontology annotation, cellular component: endosome; cytoplasm; plasma membrane. The transcript has 10 exons. The coding region runs from base 311 to 1477 and encodes 388 amino acids.
AGAGAGAGGGAGAGGGAGGGAGAGAGGGUGUGAGGGAGGGAGAAGAAGGAAAAAAAGAAGCCAACUCAUCUGACACAAACAGUGGGCCAAAGAAAGGGGAAGAGCAGGAGCAGCACUGUCCAGAACGAGUGGAAAAUCAAAGUUGCGAGAGGGUGAAAGAGGAGUGUGAAGAAAACGAGUCAGGAGGAAAAAGAAGCCUGAAACUCUGCACAAAGAUUGGAUUGAAAAAAAAAAGUUUUAACCAGCCAAACAAAGGAGGAAAAAAGGGGGUUGAAGCAGAGAGGGCCCCAACAUUCAGAGAGAGAACAGGAUGUCGACGCUGUCAUCAGAAAACAGCCCUGAAGAUGCCAACAAUCGCAGCUUCUGGAUGCCUGGGAACUAUCAGCGCACUGUGAAGCGAACAGAGGACGCCUUCCAGGCCUGUAAUGACAUAGUGGCCUGUUUCCAAGAGAGAGCUCGGGUUGAGAGGCAGUACGCUCAGCAGCUCAGUGAAUGGAGCAACAAGUGGAAGCCAGUAGUGGACUCCAGUCCUCUAUAUGGAUCUCUCCUGAAGGCCUGGCAGUGUUUUUUGUCCUCCGCUGACCGGCUAGCCUCCUUACACGCCUCCAUCUGUCGCUCCCUGGUGUCGGAGGAUGGAGACCGGGUCAGGACCUGGCAGAAGGACACCUUCCACAAGAAGUUAUUUGGAGGCUUCAAGGAGUCCCAGGACAUCGAUACGGGCUUCGCACGUGCUCAGAAGCCGUGGGCCAAACGACUUAAAAAGCUGGAUAAAGCCAGGACGGCGUACCAUAAGGUGAGCCGUAAGGAGCACAUAGCCAGAGAGCGAGAGGCACAUGCUCAGGGAAACCCGGACGUCGCCAUCGACAAACAGAAGAAGAUCCAGGAGGAGAGAGAGGUGGCGCAGCAGGAGGCAGAGAAGGUUCGAGCCCGCUAUGAGAAAGUCCUGGAGGAGGUGAACCGCUACGCUCCUCGCUACAUGGAGGAGAUGGAGUCCAUCUUUGACCAGUCGCAGGACGAGGAGCGGAAGAGGAUCGUCUUCCUCAAACAGGCCUUCCUCUCCAUCCACAAACACCUGGACAUCACCAACAACGAGAGUGUGAGAGCCGUGUACAAUGAGCUCCACAACACACUGAUGGCCAUCGACGAGCAAGAGGACCUUCGCUGGUGGAAAAACACCCACGGGCCUGGCAUGCCCACCGACUGGCCUCACUUUGAGGAAUGGACGCCUGAAAAGAAAUCCAAAAAAGGGAAGAAAGAUGUGGAAAAGAAAGGAACAAUAGAGAGGAGUGUGAUGAUUGGAGGAGUGAGAGUAAGAGCUCUGUAUGAUUAUGUUGGUCAGGAGACAGAUGAGCUGUCCUUUAAAGCAGGUGAGGAGUUUUUGAAGACUGAGGAUGAGGAUGAUCAGGGCUGGUGUCGGGGGAUGAAGGACGGAGGGUGGGAGGGGCUGUACCCAGCCAACUACGUGGAGGUGGUGUAGUUACCGCAUGUAGACGAAUGAGAAUGAAAGAUCCUGUUACAUCACACGCUUCAUUUCACUGUGGAAGUCAUAGCCUGGUCAGACAAUAAAACCAAUGCUGUAAAAGAACAACACCAAGUAGCUGUUAGCCAAAGAUGUGGUCUGUGAUGAGACGCACUUAGGAGGAUAUUUUAGCGUAUAGAGAUUUUUUAAAAACUGCCAAGGUUGUGUAAUCUCUCGAAGGAUUUUUGACAAAUGUUUUAAUAUAUACAGUACGUAUAGACCACUUGUAUUGAAGCCAUAUGAUAAGCAAUGCUUUAAGAUAAAGAAAAAAAAAAGAUAAAUAUGCUGGACUCUAAAGGUACAUUAUAUAAGUAGCCAUCUGGUGCUGAAACUGCAUUACAGGACUGCUAUUUUCUUUGAGCUGUUUUAUGUUUUUUGCACCUCAACACAUUGCUAUUAAAAUGCUCACAAAGCCUCACAACAUUAUGAAGAACGUGAUGCUAAUACUGUGAUUAUAAUUAAUCUGAAGCAGCCGUAUAAGUGGAGUCAGCUUGAUGGGUGUAGUUAGCUGUAUGACCUGUAUUUCUCUUUUGUUUUUGUGGUUUAAAGGAACAGGCUGAAUGUGGUUGUUUGCCGUCAAACUCUCAGUCAGAUAAAAAGAUUGACGUCAGUUUCUUCUCUUGCCUGGAAACAUCAACACACACUCCAGGAACUCACAAUGCUGUCGUAGUUUGUAUUUUACUUAAAGCAGCUAUAAUCAAUAUUUUACCAAUAGAGCACUUGACUACUUGUAUGUGGAAGGGGUUGAUUGUUGUGGCAGAUUCAGAGAGAAUUAUCACCUGACUCAGUUCCUUUCGGCUCUGUGGAGCUUUACAGCAUAUUUCAGCUCACAGUUUUGGUUUUCUGCCCUGCAGCUAUUGUUUCGGUUCGCUCUCACUGCUCCCAUAGCCUCGAUUGUGGCUGCAGCAGGUGGCUGUUUACAUCAAAAAAAAAAAAAGCUCUAAAAAUGACACUGUACGUGACCUGCUCAGCACCAAACAGCAGACUGGCACAGUUAGCAGCUAGCUGGUGAACACAGUGCAGCAUUUAGCAGCUAAAGAGCCGGAUAUUUCCCCUGAGAGACAGUGGAGAGCAAAAGUAAAGAGUAAAUAUUGGACUUAAAUUUUUCAAGUGGCCAGAAACGUGAAUCCAAGUCAGUUGGAUGUGUAAAUAUAUGGUGGCCUCAAAGGACAAAACACAUACAAGAACAUAAACACAAAAUAUUAAGGAAACAGUUUUACUACAAUCUCUAAUUUUAAAAACAGAUAAAAUCAAAAACAGAUAAAUGACCUCUGAAUCAAAAAACUGAUUAUAUUGUUACUGUAUUACAUUAUAUUCUCCUUUUCCUUUGUGUAUGUGUUCAUGUUUUGGAGCAUAUUUCCCUAAAUGCUUUUUAAUGGGCUGUACAAAUUGCACCAUGCAAUCAUCAACAGAUAUUAAACUACAGGUAGCAGCAUUUAUUUUUUUAUUGCUACGUUACGCACAUUAACGGCAGAGAAAGACUCAGACGUCAGCUCCUUAAGUGGCCACUGUACAAUCACAAUAAUGCACUCUGAGCUACUGAUAUCGAGAAUAAUGGACUUGGCAGAGGAAACGUUGCCCCACUUUAAGUCUCAGUACUUCUUUGCUUCCACUUAAUUAAUUAUUUCUUGUACUGGGACACCUUGUUGUGCAUUAUCACUUACAUAAUGUGUAAAUAAGACAAGCUUUGGAGUUCUUGGAAGGCAUGUUUUGGAGUGGCUGAGACUGAGGAGGAGGAUCAGGUUGUCCGUUAAUUGCAGGGCUCUGUGGUUUGAUCCUUGGCUCUUUCUGUUUACCUUGGUACCAUCAAGAUGUGAGGAUGGAUAAAUGAGAUGAACAACUUUGUCCUCUUGUGCCGUCCAUUUAUCAGUUGUGAUGAAGUGAGGCUCUGUUGUUUUUUUAAAAGCAGGACCUCAAGCAUCUUCAGGCCCAGAUGACAGAUAAGAUCAUCUUAGCAUAAAGGUGCUUGUGGGAGGGUUCAGGUCUAAACAUGUCCUAAAUGUAACACUAUCUCUGUACACAGCGCUCAGAGAUGGAGACGAUCGCGCUUCCUCAUCAGAUUCUCAGUUUGACGCCGAACAUUCGUAUUUCCCAGCCUGUUCCUUUAAGAUAAGUACCGGGGAACAAAUAGUUUUCCUGUAGUAUCUAAUCAUCUGUUGCUAUGUACGUAUGACCUAUCAUGGAGAGCAUCUCUACCAAAGUAAGAAAGUGCUGGGUUUGCCUUGCCCUCGUCCUUCGCCUUCUUCAGUAUCUGUGUAUGUGCUGUGUGUAUUUGUCAUGUAAAAACUAUGCAUAUCCCCCAAGAACCCUUUUCUUUUUUGUUUUUUGCAAACUGCCUGUCUUUUGGAAAUAAAAUUUUAAACUGUUACACAAACAAAAAAA